AUGAUCAUCGGUUCCGGUAACGAAAACACCGCAUUAUCCAUCAAGAUGCGUGUUCUUGGCAGUAAGCUGGCAAUUGGAUUUCGUUUAUGGGACAUUGUUGAGGCUGAGAAAGCUCUGCGCGAAAAGAGCCAAAUUAAGCAACUUGAACCAGCCUCAUCGAACUCGGGAGAUCCGGGAAAAGACGCUUUUACCAAGGUAGUAGCAUUAAUUUUGAUUAUCUGGUACAUAGUUGUGCUGCUACUAGCGUAUUCCGGCUGGUUGGAGAUAGUUCGGAAAUUUUCUCGAGCCAAACCAAAAUUAACUGGUACCGCUGCAUGCGAACCCGUUUCCAUCAUAAGACCCUGCAAGGGCAUCGAGACGGAGAUGGAAUCGUGUCUGGAAAGUUGCAUUACCCAGGAUUAUCCUGCGGAUAAGUUUGAGGUUUUAUUCUGUGUCGAAAGCGCGAUGGAUCCAUGCAUUGUGCUGAUCGAAAAUCUCAUAAAGAGAUAUGACAAGUUCAAUUUAAAGCUUCUUGUGGGCGUGGAACCCGAUGUGGAUUACUACGGACCCAAUCCAAAAAUCAACAAUUUGUCGAAGGGUUUCAGGUUUGCGAGUAACGACAUUAUAUGGGUUUUGGACUCUAAUGUAUGGUGUCCGCCAGGCACGCUGGGCCGGAGUGUCGACAGUCUGCUCAAUAACGUCGAUAACGGGGAUAAAAUAUCUGGGAAACCUGUUGUCUUGACCCACCAUGUUCCCUUGGCGGUAAGCAUCGAUGAAGCAGUCGAUUCGAUGCCCUUAAGUGCGCGCCUUGAUGAGACCUUCUUGUUCACUUCGCAUGCCAAAUUUUACGUGGGAUUCAACAAAGUCAGCAUCGCACCGUGUGUGAAUGGCAAGAGCAAUUUGUACCGGCGUUCCGCUCUGAACGAGGCUGUCGAGCUCAUCGGUAAAGCCGAAAAACCGACGGACUUGUUUAAAGAUCCAAAGAUUCAGAAAAGAGCCCGAGACGUCGCUCUCAAGAACCACGGGAAAGUUCAUGAGAACCAGUGUGCAUUUUCAUGCAUCGAGUGCGAAAACGGAUUUCUCAAGAAAAAGGUCGUCGCAGGCAGUGAACAGGCGCACCAUCACGGCAUCGAGUUUUUCAGCACAUAUAUUGGCGAGGACAACAUGAUCGGCACUGCGCUCUGGGACAUGCUCGGCGGCAGGACAGGCAUGAGUCUGGACGCUGUUGUCCAGCCACUUCGCUUCGGACUGCGUGACAACGGUGUCAAGAACUACGUGGAUCGCCGAGUCCGCUGGCUACGAGUCCGGAAAUACAUGGUCCUGGCUGCCACUCUACUCGAGCCAACUACGGAGUCCCUCGUUGCAGGUCUAAUGGGUGCGUUUGGCAUGAAUCGCUUGUUCGGAGUUUCUUUCUCGCUUUUCAUGCUGACGCAUUUCGUUGUAUGGUGCACGACAGAUUGGAUCCAGUAUUGCAUUUUAUCCCGCACAAUCUUCUGCGACACCAGUUUGACGCAACCUCCUCAAUUCCUCGAAAUACUGCACGAGAGACGCUCGUUUCCAGAGUGGCUUCUGGUGUGGUUACUGCGCGAAACGCUAGCCCUUCCAAUCUGGGUUAAAGCCAUGUGCGGUUCCGUCAUACAAUGGCGCAAUAAGCCCUUCAAAAUUAAGAGCGACCUUACCGCAGAGGAGAUGUUGUCGUUCACUCCCACAUUCCAAACGUCGUCCAUUGUCUGA
This is a messenger RNA of Lachancea mirantina, 1713 nucleotides long. Lineage: Eukaryota; Fungi; Ascomycota; Saccharomycetes; Saccharomycetales; Saccharomycetaceae. The record is from the annotation of a GenBank genome assembly.